GACAUUGCGCAUGCGCCAUGAAACCGCGCCUCUCUCCCGGCCCGGGUUCCCCGAAGCCAAGCGACCGCCGCCGCCGCGAGACCUGCUGACCUGGCCCGGGCCUUGCGCGCCCUUGUAGACUCCACGGACGUUCGGGAGAUCGGUGCAGGCCUGGGGUAGUCUCCUGUCUGGACAGAGAAGAGAAGAAUGCAGGACACUGGCUCAGUAGUGCCUUUGCAUUGGAUUGGUUUCGGCUAUGCAGCACUGGUUGCUACUGGUGGGAUCAUUGGCUAUGUAAAAGCAGGCAGUGUGCCAUCCCUGGCAGCAGGGCUGCUCUUCGGCAGCCUAGCCGGCCUGGGUUCUUACCAGCUGUCUCAGGAUCCAAGGAACGUUUGGGUUUUUCUAGCUACAUCUGGUACCUUGGCUGGCAUUAUGGGAAUGAGAUUCUACCACUCUGGAAAAUUCAUGCCUGCAGGUUUAAUCGCAGGUGCCAGCUCGUCCCUGUGGUGGCCGAAGUUUCAGUGCGAAGCCAUGACUGCAGCCUUUUGUGUGACUUGCACAGAAGUUUGCUGAUGGUUGCCAAAGUUGGAGUUAGUAUGUUCAACAGACCCCAUUAGCAGAAGUCAUGUUCCAGCUUGGACUCCUGAAGAAUUAAAAAUCUGGCAUCUUAUACUAUUUUCAGUGUAUGAAGAGAAAUAAAGGCAGCAUUUUUGCAUCUGACAUUUUACCUAAAAAAAGAAAAAAAGCCACCAAACGUAGCAGAGGGGUGGAAAAUCAGUCAUUACGAUUACAAUCCUACAGGGGUGGCGAGUAUGUUACAGAAGAGCUUAAUAAGAGCCUCAUAGAGAUUGAUUCUCGUAUGUUGAUGUUAUCACUUUUUUCUGUAUCUGUAGGUAAAUCGCAAGGGUAAAAUGUCAGGUGUCAUCUUUGAGGGCCCAGAAACCCCAUUCCCUGCUCAGUGGAACAGUGUGAAGAAAUAUCUUAUGAGAUUUGGAAUAUCUGUUCUUUUGCUCAUCUUAAAGCACAGACUGAUGUUGAAAUUAUGUUAAAUGAAAUACCAAUGAAAAUAAAGUUUACUAUAAA
Molecule: messenger RNA, 1062 nt
Organism: Sapajus apella (tufted capuchin)
Lineage: Eukaryota; Metazoa; Chordata; Mammalia; Primates; Cebidae
Product: transmembrane protein 14C
Exons: 7
Coding region: 187-552 (121 amino acids)
Biological process (GO): regulation of heme biosynthetic process
Cellular component (GO): mitochondrial membrane
Source: RefSeq, a predicted model, not a curated record